AUGCUUCGGUCACAUAGAAAGAUAACUGAGGUGCAAGCAUAUGAGGUUGAUUUGGCUAAUGACUCUGGAUUAAGGCAGAAGUCAACAUUUCAACUUUUGAGCACACAAGCAGGGCACAGAGCUAAUGUUGGAUUUACAGAGGUGGAUGUAAGAAACUACAUCACUGCACGAAGAAAAAGAAGUAUGGCAUAUGGUGAGAUUGGAUGUCUUUCAAAAUAUUUUCAACGACAAUUGUUGGAGAAUCCAUCCUUCUUUCAUGCAUAUCAGAUGGAUGUAGAAGAACAUAUUACAAAUGUGUUUUGGUGUGAUGCACAGAUGAUUUUGGAUUACGGGUAUUUUGGCGAUGUUGUUUCUUUGGACACCACAUACUGUACCAACUAUGCCAAUAGACCACUUGCUUUUUUUUCUGGUUUCAACCAUUAUAGAGGUUCAGUCAUAUUUGGGGCGGCACUAAUGUAUGAUGAGACAAGUGAGUCAUUUAGAUGGUUGUUUGAUACAUUCUUACAGGCACACAACAACAAAAAACCAAAGAUGAUCUUCACUGACCAAGAUCAAGCAAUGGCAAGGGCAGUUGCAGAUGUGAUGCCCGAGACUCAUCAUGGUUUAUGCACAUGGCAUUUGUUACAAAAUGGAGUUAAACAUCUUGGGAACAUGAUGAAGGGAGGAUCUUCUUUGCUUAGUGAUAUCAAAAAAUGCAUGUAUGAUAUUGACAUUGAAGCAGAUUUUGAGAAACUUUGGUUUGACAUGAUCCACAAAUUUAAUAUUCAUGACAAAUCUUGGAUCAUUUCAACUUAUGAGCUUAAAAAAAAAUGGGCUUCAUGUUAUAUGAAGGGAGUGUUAACACUUGGUAUGCGAAGUACACAAGUUAGUGAAAGUUUGAAUGCUCACUUCAAGUCUUGUAUGAAACCGAAUGUGAAUAUCCUAGAAUUCUUCAACCAUUUUGAAAUAGUUGUUGAGGAGAAGAGAGCAAAAGAAUUGAGUUGUGUGUAUGAAUCCUCCCAUAAGCUUGCAAGACAUGAAUCUGACUCUCUUUGUGAAUAUGUCAUCACAAAGGCAAAACAUGAAGGAUCUUGGAGAGUUUCAUUUAACCGUGUUUCAAAUUCCAUCACUUGUGGACAAGAGAAGCCCGUUAUGGCGUUGUGCAAGAUUUUAAGGGAAAGGAGGUUGAAGGAGAUCCUAACUUGUCUAGAAAUCGAAUGUUCAGACAAGUUGUCUCUAAGUUCAUUAAAGCGGCAACUGAAGCAUCACCUAAGGAAGAAUGGCUCAAGUUUCUUGAUAAUGGUGUAG
Medicago truncatula (barrel medic) is the source of this 1287-nucleotide messenger RNA. RefSeq names its product protein FAR1-RELATED SEQUENCE 5-like. Bases 1 to 1287 code for a protein of 428 amino acids. The transcript has 3 exons. NCBI's taxonomy places the organism in Eukaryota, Viridiplantae, Streptophyta, Magnoliopsida, Fabales, Fabaceae. The record is from RefSeq and is a predicted model, not a curated record.